Molecule: messenger RNA, 1566 nt
Organism: Nicotiana tabacum (common tobacco)
Lineage: Eukaryota; Viridiplantae; Streptophyta; Magnoliopsida; Solanales; Solanaceae
Source: RefSeq, a predicted model, not a curated record
CGGUCCGGCCUUUCCCCGAACCUCGCGCAUAGCGGAAGCUUAGUGUAUCGGCCUGCCCAUGUUCUUGUUAUAAUACAUGACCAAGAACUUUUUUUUCUUUCUAUGUUGACAGAUCCAGAUGCUGAAGUUAUUGCACUUUCACCAAAAACACUUAUGGCUACAAACAGAUUUAUAUGUGAAAUCUGCAACAAAGGUUUUCAAAGGGACCAAAACUUGCAACUUCAUAGGAGAGGACACAAUCUACCAUGGAAAUUAAAGCAAAGAAAUAAACAAGAAAUAGUGAAAAAAAAAGUAUAUAUAUGUCCAGAAAAGAGUUGUGUACACAAUGAUCCUUCACGUGCACUUGGAGAUCUUACUGGUAUAAAGAAGCAUUUCAGUAGGAAACAUGGUGAGAAAAAAUGGAAGUGUGAAAAGUGUUCAAAGAAAUAUGCAGUUCAGUCUGAUUGGAAAGCACAUACUAAGACUUGUGGCACUAGAGAGUAUAAAUGUGACUGUGGAACUCUUUUUUCCAGGAAAGAUAGUUUCAUUACACAUAGAGCAUUCUGUGAUGCUUUAGCUGAAGAGAGUGCAAGAAUCACUUCAGUGGGAACUUGUAACAAUUUGAACUUCAACCAGCAACCAAAUUUGGCUGGUCGAAUUUCCCAAAUUGGGACAGGUUUUGCACAAGAUUUUAGUGGUAUGACAAGUGGGAAUUCUCUACAUCAUCAGCAACAAAAACCAAGAUUAUCACUUUGGUUAAAUCAAGCUAAUAAUAAUUCCCAGCUCAAUAAUACUCUUCACAUGUCAGCACCAAGUUCAAAUCUUUUUGCUUCCUCUAGCUCAACUGGAUUACCAGAUCAUAUGGUCCAAAUGCAAUCUCCUAAUAAUGUCUUUGGUAAUCAAAUGCAAUGGGCAAUUGACAAGAAUUCUGCAGCCACUACCCCUGCCACUUCAAUGACUAAAACCUUAUGUUCAAUGUAUUCUGAUAAUCAAAAUCAGCACCCAAAAUCUUCAACACCAAUGUCAGCUACAGCACUUCUUCAAAAAGCUUCCCAAAUUGGUUCUACCAAAAGCAGCCCAACUUUCUUUACAAACACUUUUGGUGUAAUGAACUCUUCAUCUUCUUCCUCAAACACACCAAUGUUCAACACUUUGUCCCAAAACACAAGUGAAAUGCACCAAGUUUUUGCUAAACAAUCAGAGGAAUACAACCCAACAGAUAAUGAGCUCCUUAAUGGGUGUCCAAAUAUGAGUUCAUUAGCUAAUACUAAAGCAAUCAAUUUGGAUCAGGCAUUAAUGCAAACAGGUGGUAUGCAAACUCAAGCUGUUUCGUUCAACUUCGAUAACAGUCUAACCAGAGAUUUUUUAGGCAUGGGAAAUGAAGGGGGACGGCCAUUUUUGACACCAGAACUGGCUAAGUUUGCUUCAAUGACUUCAGCUAUGGGGUUAAGCCAUUACAGUAGUGGUCACUAGCAAUAUGUCUUUUCACUUAUCUUUUUUUUUUUGUAUUACAAAAUACAAUAAUGUAAAAUUUGAACCUUAUCUUCGAGCUGGCUGGCUCAACCUAUUGGUUAUAUUUCUUUUUUC